Molecule: messenger RNA, 1440 nt
Organism: Lathyrus oleraceus (garden pea)
Lineage: Eukaryota; Viridiplantae; Streptophyta; Magnoliopsida; Fabales; Fabaceae
Exons: 1
Coding region: 1-1440 (479 amino acids)
Molecular function (GO): protein dimerization activity
Source: RefSeq, a predicted model, not a curated record
AUGCAGAAUGAGUUGAUUUCAUUGCUUGGUUCUGCGAUUAAAAUUGAAAUCAUUAGAAAAAUCAAACAGGCAAAGUAUUUUUCAGUGAUACUUGAUUGUACUCCUGAUGUUAGUCACCAAGAGCAAAUGUCUUUGAUAAUAAGAUAUGUGGAUAUUUCUUCAGCUUCUGUUAGUAUUGAGGAAUCAUUUUUAGGAUUUUUGAAUGUGAAUGAUACAAGUGGUCAGGGGCUUUUUGAUGUUUUACAAAAUGAAUUGAAAGAACUUGGUCUCGACCUAUUUGACGUGAGAGGGAAAGGUUAUGAUAAUGGGUCCAAUAUGAAAGGAAAACACCAAGGUGUGCAAAAGAGAUUUUUAGACAUAAAUCCGAGAGCCUUUUAUACCCCUUGUGGUUGUCAUAUUCUUAAUUUGGCAUUGUGUGAUAUGGCUAACUCUUGUAUUAAAGCUAGGAAUUUUUUUGGAGUUGUUCAACGCAUUUAUACAAUUUUUGCCAAUUCUUCUAAGAGAUGGCAAAUUUUGAAAGAUAAUAUAAAAGGGUUGACUCCAAAAUCAUUGUCAUCCACUCGUUGGGAGAGUCGUGUAGAAAGUGUCAAAGCUAUAAGAACUCAAAUGUUAGAAUUUACAGAAGCUUUGCUUGAAGUGUCAGAAAAUGAUCUUGAUCCUAAAAUACAAAAUGAAGCUAAAUCCUUAGCAACAAAUGAGCUUGUUGAUUUUGAGUUUUUGAUGGCUAUAAUUAUUUGGUUUGAAAUAUUAUCUGCAAUUAAUUCUGUUAGCAAGUUUUUACAGGAAAAGGAUAUGCUUAUUGAUGUUGCUAUGCAAAAAAUUAAGGGGUUGAUUUCGUAUUUUGAGGGAUAUAGAGAAACAGGUUUUUAUAAGGUAUUGAUUAACGCUAAGGAAAUUGCGGUGGAAUUGAAUAUUGCCACAAUAUUUCCUCAAAGGCGUAUAAUUAAAAGAAAAAGGCAAUUUGAUGAGAAUUUGAAUAUCCCAUCAGUCGAGCUAUCAGAGGAAGAAUCAUUCAGGGUUAAUUAUUUUCUUUACCUUGUUGAUCAAGCUGUUGUUUAUCUUAAUAAGAGGUUUGAGCAAUACCAAGAGUAUGAAAGUAUUUUUGGUUUCUUGUUUACUUCUCACAAGUUACAAUCAUUAGAUGAUGCAACUUUGAAGUCUUGUUGUACUAACUUUGAGCAGGCAUUGAAACAUAAUGAGCAAUCUGAUAUUGAUGGGAAUGAAUUUUUUGCAGAGUUGAAGUUACUAAGAGAAAUGUUGUCUGAAGAAACCAUAAGACCUACUGAUAUAUUAUUAUUUUUAAAAGGCUUGGAUUGUUUUCCUAAUACAGUUAUUUCAUAUAGAAUCUUAUUGACUAUUCCUGUGACAGUUGCUUCUGCAGAAAGAAGUUUUUCAAAAUUGAAGUUGUUAAAGACUUACUUGCGGUCUACCAUGUCAUAA